AUGAUUACUGGCGAGCUGUUCAAUCAGCAGUUCCGCUCGACUGCCGUCACCGUGUCGGUGUUCUUCGCCUAUUCGAUGGCCUUCAUCAUCUCAUCGGCGUAUUUACCCUUCCAGCAGCUUGUCGGCGUCACGUUCAGCUACUUACCCUUCAUCAUCGUCAGCAUCGUCUCGAUUUUCGUUUUGUACUUCAUUUUACCGGAAACGAAAAACCGUGACGUGAACGAUAUCGUUAAUGAGGCUCGCGCCAGGACUCACUCGGUUUCUAUUGGAUCCCCAUGGCAUGCCGUCACACAGGAAGGUCGGGAAGAGAUGCGCCGCGUCCUCGACGACAUUUCGGAGGGAUACAGUUCGAUCUCAAAU
This is a messenger RNA of Mesorhabditis spiculigera, 360 nucleotides long. The record is from the annotation of a GenBank genome assembly. Lineage: Eukaryota; Metazoa; Nematoda; Chromadorea; Rhabditida; Rhabditidae.